AUGGCAGACACGUCUCAAAAGCCCGAUAAAGCUACUAGUGCAGCGCAAGCUCGUCAGGUUAUUGAUGUUUUUCAUGAGAUUUCUACGUUACUUAAUGCAGAACUCGAUCGUGGAACCUUGAGUAUUUGUAUAAGUCUUAUUGAGAAUGGGGUUAAUCCGGAAGCGCUCGCUACAGUCGUCAGGGAACUGAGAAAAGACGCAGAUGAAGUAAGAAGACAGAUUGCUCAGGGGGUUGUCCAGGAUGGCGAAUAA
This is a messenger RNA of Sclerotinia sclerotiorum 1980 UF-70, 252 nucleotides long. RefSeq lists its product with no specific name. Gene Ontology annotation, cellular component: centrosome; interphase microtubule organizing center; spindle. Gene Ontology annotation, biological process: microtubule nucleation by interphase microtubule organizing center; gamma-tubulin complex localization; mitotic spindle assembly. The coding region runs from base 1 to 252 and encodes 83 amino acids. The record is from RefSeq and is a predicted model, not a curated record. Lineage: Eukaryota; Fungi; Ascomycota; Leotiomycetes; Helotiales; Sclerotiniaceae. The transcript is spliced from 3 exons.